AUUUUUGUCUUCUGGUAUUAAGACGGAAUAAAAGAUGGUGUAGAUCAAUGUUAGUCACAUGUGAAGUUGAAAAUAGCUAGAAUUAAUUUAAACUUUAUUUCCAUUUUGAGAAUGAGAUGGCGGAGUGUGAAGAAGACGAACUUCGAAUAGUUUUACUGGGUAAAACCGGAGCAGGUAAAAGCAGAACUGGGAAUACGAUACUUGGGCUCAGACACGGUGAUGAAAUUAAACCGUUUGAAUUUGCCUGUAAGGGGUCAUCUGUAACAAAAGAAUGUACGGAAAAAGAAAACACUAGAUUUGGCAGGAAAAUACGAAUCAUUGACACACCAGGCGUGUUUGAUACUGAUUCAAACCUUAAUAAUCAUAAGACACAAGAAGAAGUUAAAAAGUGCAUUGUACACACAUUUCCUGGACCACACGCUUUAGUACUCGUGGUUCCUACCGGUCGUUUUACUGGAGAAGACAUACAAACCUUGAAGCAUUAUAUUCAGUACUUUGGCUUUGACAUUUUGAAGUAUGUUGUUGUUAUUUUCUCAAAAUUCGAUCUUUGGGAAAGUGAUUUCGAAGACCAAGGCAAGGAAGUACCGAGCAUCGAUGCAUACCUUGAUCAGCUACCCCAGUACCUGAAAACGUUUUUGGAAUUCUGUGAUAACAGGUUCGUGAUUUUGAACAAUAAAAAAAGAGACGACGAACAAGUGGAAAAACUACUUGUAGUUAUUGACCAAAUGAUUGAAAAAAAUGACAAAAAAUAUUAUACAAAUGAGUGUUACGAUCAGGCAGCAGAAUUAUUGAAACUCGUGUCCGAUAGAAGAGAACUUACGAAAAAAGUAAAUGAUAGCGGAUAUAUAACAUGCCUAUAUUACAAGCUAAAGCUGUAUUCUCGUCCAGUACCACCAAACCACCCACUUUUCAAAGAAUCCGAUUUUGACAUUCCCGAGGAGGAAAAACUUGACAUUCCCGAGGAGGAAAAACAAUAAAUGAAUUUUUUUUUAUUGAUCUCUUUAGUGUAUUAACUACAGUACAUACAUACAUUGUUACUCGACAUAAGUGAAUGACAUUUAAAGCAUUGUUAUUAUGCGAGUAAGAAAUAGUAAGAAUUUACAAGUAUACAAUGUUAAUACAUAGUAUAUGAUACAGUUUAAGAAUUCUUUGGAGUUCAUGAAAUGUAUAAUCAUAUUAAAAAUAAAUUAAAUAAAUAAAUCCAUAAACCACACACACCC
This is a messenger RNA of Mytilus trossulus (common blue mussel), 1220 nucleotides long. Its product is annotated as GTPase IMAP family member 7-like. The record is from RefSeq and is a predicted model, not a curated record. The coding region runs from base 117 to 977 and encodes 286 amino acids. The transcript is spliced from 2 exons. Lineage: Eukaryota; Metazoa; Mollusca; Bivalvia; Mytilida; Mytilidae. Gene Ontology annotation, molecular function: GTP binding.